AAUACGUGGUACUAGUAUACAAUACGUAACUUAUUGAUUCCUCCAUUGCUAUAAUACUCGCGAAAACACAAUUGUUUCAAAAUCAUAAAAACCCUACAAAAAAAUUCUUCUUUAACUCCAAAUAACUUAACAAACAAUGAAAAUGGGUGGGGAAAAUAACAAUAUAAUCAAUGAAACCUUCUUCAUAACCCAUGGAAACCCGAUUUUGACCGUAGAAGACACACAUCCCUUAAGGCCAUUCUUUGAAACUUGGACUAAAAAAAUAUUUUCGAAGAAGCCGAAGGCGAUACUUGUGAUCUCCGGUCACUGGGAAACUGAUCAUCCUGCUGUUAAUGCUGUUCAUCUUAAUGAUACUAUCUACGAUUUUGAUGACUAUCCUCAAGCAAUGUACAAGUUGAAGUAUCCAGCACCAGGGUCACCAGACUUGGCUAGCAGAAUAGAAGAAAUUCUGAAAAAGUCCGGGUUCGACACGGUGCACAUUGACAAAAAACGUGGGCUUGAUCAUGGUGCAUGGGUGCCUCUUAUGUACAUGUAUCCGGAGGCUGACAUUCCGGUGUGUCAGCUCUCCGUGCAGCCGAAAAUGGACGGAACGUACCACUACAACUUGGGACGGGCGUUGGCUCCGCUGAAAGACGAAGGUGUACUCAUUAUUGGUUCCGGAAGUGCAACACACCCAUUGGACGAAACCCCUCAUUAUCAUGGUGGUGUUGCUCCUUGGGCUGCUGACUUUGACUCAUGGCUUGACCUAGCUCUCACUAAAGGAAGGUUUGAAGAAGUGAAUACAUAUGAAACCAAAGCACCAAACUGGGAAUUGGCACAUCCAUUCCCGGAGCAUUUUUAUCCAUUGCACGUCGUCGUUGGGGCGGCUGGUGAAAAGUGGAAGGCUGAGCUUAUUCAUACUAGUUGGGACCAUGGUACCUUAUGUCAUGCCUCCUACAAGUUUACUUCCACCUAAAUUAUUUCGUCUCGUAAUUUAACAUACACACGUAUUAUUGUUGUGAUUGUCGUAUUGGGUCAUGCUUUUAGUUCAUGUGUGUCUUAUUAUUAUUUUCAUUAUUAUCUUUGAUGAUUGCUUUGGUUAAAUUAUAAAGUUCAUCAAAUAAAAAGUAUGUAAAACCAGUGAAUAAGUGCUGGAAAUCAUUGUUAUCAUACUGUGUUAUCUUAAGUUUGCAUAUGAAUACAAAUUUGCUCUAUAAAAUUAAAAUUCUGUUGUAA
Molecule: messenger RNA, 1215 nt
Organism: Chenopodium quinoa (quinoa)
Lineage: Eukaryota; Viridiplantae; Streptophyta; Magnoliopsida; Caryophyllales; Amaranthaceae
Product: 4,5-DOPA dioxygenase extradiol 1-like
Exons: 3
Coding region: 137-955 (272 amino acids)
Molecular function (GO): zinc ion binding; ferrous iron binding; oxidoreductase activity, acting on single donors with incorporation of molecular oxygen
Source: RefSeq, a predicted model, not a curated record